Messenger RNA from Daphnia carinata, 975 nucleotides. Its product is annotated as phosphomevalonate kinase-like. Gene Ontology annotation, biological process: isopentenyl diphosphate biosynthetic process, mevalonate pathway; cholesterol biosynthetic process. Gene Ontology annotation, cellular component: cytoplasm. The transcript has 4 exons. Gene Ontology annotation, molecular function: phosphomevalonate kinase activity. Bases 231 to 803 code for a protein of 190 amino acids. The record is from RefSeq and is a predicted model, not a curated record. NCBI's taxonomy places the organism in Eukaryota, Metazoa, Arthropoda, Branchiopoda, Diplostraca, Daphniidae.
AACUGAUAAACAAAAACAUUUAAGCAGAUAACUUUUCUUUUGACACAAUCGCAGUAAUCUCUAAGGAAAUGGGGCAAAUGGUUCAAGAGAAAACAUGCAAGUUUGUCUCAGAUGAAACUGUACGAUGAUACUCGCUUAGAAACCGGCCAAACUGGUUUUUUCUCAUUUUGUUUUAAAUUGUCAAAGUAAAGUAUCAUUACAGGCUGAAUAGGUGGUUUUCUUAACUGAAAAUGGCAAGUAAUCCAAAAAGAAUUAUCUGUCUUAGUGGGAAACGUAAGAGCGGCAAAGAUUAUAUCGCUGAACAUCUGCAUGCUGCUCUAGCUAAGAGUGUCAUCAUCCGAAUAUCAGCUCCAAUAAAAGAGCAUUGGUCAAAAUUGAAAGGAUUAGAUAUGGAUCAGCUGAUGAGCGACAGUGCUUAUAAAGAAAAAUAUAGGAUUGAAAUGAUAUCUUGGGGGGAAGAAAAACGUGCUCAAGACCCCAGCUUUUUCUGCAGAUCUGCAAUCCAAAUGUUUAAUGGUAAUGACUUCCCUAUUUGGAUAGUAUCAGACCUAAGGAGGGAAACAGAUCUCACAUUUUUCCGCAAUCAAUACUCUGAGCAUGUUACCUGUGUUCGAAUAUCUGCAUCAACUGAAGCAAGAGUAAAAAGAGGCUUUGUUUAUUCAGCUGUUGUAGAUGAUAGUGAAUCUGAAAAUGGACUAGACCACAUUCAGGACUGGGAUCUCUACAUAGAGAAUGACGGAGAUCCUUUGCUGUUGAAACUUCAGCUUGAACGUUUGAUCAAAAUUUGUGAAGGAUUGUGUUAAGUUUAACCUAUGCAUUUUCUAUCUUUGUUUAAACUGCCUACAUGUAGUGAGCGCAGCCUGUAUGCGUUAACACACUUUAUUUUCAAGUUAAUUACCCCGUUGGCCAUACCCAGGUACGCAAAACCUUUUUUCGUGAUAAACUGGGAAUAAAAUCGUAGCUGUAAAAUGAGAA